Molecule: messenger RNA, 1454 nt
Organism: Scylla paramamosain (green mud crab)
Lineage: Eukaryota; Metazoa; Arthropoda; Malacostraca; Decapoda; Portunidae
Product: thioredoxin, mitochondrial-like
Exons: 5
Coding region: 734-1186 (150 amino acids)
Biological process (GO): cell redox homeostasis
Cellular component (GO): mitochondrion
Source: RefSeq, a predicted model, not a curated record
UAGCAGCAAGAUCAACACCAAGAUGCUGAUAGUGACGAUUAUUGCCUCAGCUUUGUGAUGGUGUCGUCACUCCUGUCACUCGCUGUACAGGUAGCUCUCUCCACGGGUAGGCCAUUCCAGGACGGGAUUGAGAGACUUUGCUGUACUGUUGUGUAGCCUUUGAAGUCAGUGUGAGAGUUUGACAAAAUCAUGAUAUGAGAGACAGCAAUGCAUCCACAGACUGUCCUGGACAAGGGUGAUGAAGUAAUGUAUCACAUGUAAAUGUUUUUAGUGCAUGACGUACCUUGUGGGAAUAACAUGCUGGUGCUGGGUGUAGGGGCAGGUGUGAUAGUGCUGGCAGUGGUUUGGGUGGUAGCUGGUGUGGUUCUCCUUGCUUGUGCACAUAGGAGUUUAGUAGCAGCAGCUGGAAUUGCCCUCAUGGCCACAGUACUGUCCCUUGCCCUGCUGCUUCUGCCCCAGCACUCAAAUCCCCACCAGCCUGUUGUGGAGAAUGUGGCAACAGACCAGCUCUUCAUUCCUCGAGUUGUGAUUUUGCUGUUGUUGGCAUUGUCAUCACUGGCAGGGCUUGGAGCUGUAGUUGUGCACUGGACUGAUCCCAUUUUAGCCAGACCUCUCAAGAAAAUUAAGCUAUAGAUUACCCAUGCAAGUUAUGAUAAGACACUAAAUCAUCAUGGUCACAUUAUUGGAGUUCAUGUAGUGACUGUGACUCAGAGUGGAAAAUAUAACUACAGACAUGCUUAACAACCCAGCAGUUCGAUCUCUGCUACAGCAGAUGGUAGCAGGACCUGUUGUAGGGCGACAUGUACAACACCUGGCUUGCACAGUGAGCAGGAGUUUCCACAAUAGUGAGCCUGCCAUGGAAAUCUUUAUGGUAAAUAGUGAAGAUGAUUUUAAGAACAAAGUCAUGCGAAGUGGUGUUCCAGUCAUAGUGAACUUUCAUGCUGAGUGGUGUGAGCCGUGCCAUUCCCUCAAGCCUCUGUUAGAGAAGAUUGCCCAAGAAAAUGAGGGUCACCUCCACUUGGCUGAGGUGGCAGUGGAUGAACACCUUGAUCUGCUGCAUGCCUUUGAGGUGACAGCAGUGCCAGCAGUGUUGGGUAUCCACCGGGGGAUGGUGGUGGAGAAGUUUGUUGGUCUAGUGUCUCACAAAGAAAUUAAAGGAUUUGUUGAUAAAUUGCUAAAUAAGUAGCACUGUGUAUUAGGUAUUUAAUGAAUUUGUAGUACUGAUGCAGAGAGCAGAUUCAUUGGUAAUACUGGAGAAAUUUCUGACACAGUAUAAAGAAAUUGUAGUGUAAUGUAAGUGAUACAUUGUAAAUUUGUAAAUUUCAUGUAAAAAUUUAGCUAAUGUAAUUUGAGGGCUUCCAUAGUUACCAUUUCAAGCAGUACUUUGUAAAGAAACAACCAACACAAAGGUACUAGAGGCCUUAUGAAGAAAUUACAAUUUUCAUGUACAUACA